Messenger RNA from Sesamum indicum (sesame), 1860 nucleotides. RefSeq names its product C2H2-like zinc finger protein (gene NUC). The record is from RefSeq and is a predicted model, not a curated record. Gene Ontology annotation, molecular function: DNA-binding transcription factor activity. Gene Ontology annotation, cellular component: nucleus. NCBI's taxonomy places the organism in Eukaryota, Viridiplantae, Streptophyta, Magnoliopsida, Lamiales, Pedaliaceae.
AUUAGUUUGAAACCGAUCCGGCCCGAGUGUUACUUAAUGAGACUGCAACCCUCUAUUAUCCAUCAUUCUCUUUCGAGCUUCCCCUACUUCCAUAACUAAUACCACCAUUGGAUGAGAGAGAGGGGGGGAGAGAGGAGAGAGAGAGAGGGGAAGUAUAUCCCUUCAAUUCUGCAUAUCAUCAGCUAGUGUUGUUUGAAUUUGACAUCACAGCAAAAGGUAUCUUUUAACUCUUCUUUUUCUCUAGUAAUAUCAUCGAUCAGAUCAUUUUCUCCUAGCUAGCUUGUGGACUGAAUCCCACCAAGAGAAGACAUCAAAAAUAAAAAUAAAAAAAAGUUCGUCGUUGCUGUCGUUCGACAAGAAAAGAUGACUGAGGAAGUAAUCUCAAUCGGAUCCACCGCGAAUCCUGUCAGUGGAUCAAAUCCUCCACCUGCCAAGAAGAAGAGAAACCUUCCAGGCACCCCAGAUCCUGAAGCAGAAGUGAUAGCCUUGUCGCCCCAAACCCUGAUGGCCACCAACAGAUUCUUGUGUGAAAUAUGUGGAAAGGGUUUCCAGAGGGACCAGAAUCUGCAGCUGCACAGAAGGGGGCACAACCUGCCUUGGAAGCUGAAGCAAAGGAGCAGCAAGGAAGUGAGGAAACGCGUCUACGUCUGCCCGGAGAAGACGUGCGUCCACCACCACCCAUCCAGGGCUCUUGGUGACCUGACAGGCAUCAAGAAGCACUUCUGUCGAAAGCAUGGGGAGAAGAAGUGGAAAUGCGAUAAGUGCUCGAAACGCUACGCCGUGCAGUCGGAUUGGAAGGCCCACUCCAAGACUUGUGGCACUAGGGAGUAUAAGUGUGACUGUGGGACUAUCUUUUCAAGGAGAGAUAGCUUCAUCACGCAUCGGGCAUUCUGCGAUGCCUUAGCAGAAGAGACGGCGCGAGUUACAGCCGCAUCUCACAUGAACAACCAUGCAGCAAGCAUCAAUUAUCAUUUCAUCGGAUCAUCACUAGGGCAACCAGCAGCCGUAGGGCAGCAUUUCUCUUCGAUUUUCAAACCAAUCUUGAGCAAUACGGAUCAAAAUAUCGAUCCGAUCCCAAUGGGCCGUGGCCUGUCCCUAUGGAACAUGGGUCCGGGCCCUGUCCACGAUUCCAUAGCCAAGAAUCUCCAGGAUAUGCAGCCAAUGGGGGUUACUGUGAGCUCCGGAGCAGUGAACAACUUCACUCAUCAUGUUCAUUCACUUAUCAACAAUCCCUGCUCGAACCCUCUACCAUCUACCUAUAACCAGAUGAAUUGGGACUUUGGAAACAAGAUCUCCUCCAAUGGGGAUGAUCAUCAUGACCUAACGAACAAUCCUCUCCCUGUGAAAGAAGUGAGCGUUCCAUCUUUGUUCAGCACUCAAAACCAAAGUCACCAACCCACUACUGCAACGAUUUCGGCAACGGCUUUAUUGCAGAAAGCUGCCGAAAUAGGAGCAACCACGAACGACCCUUCAUUCCUAGGGAACUUUGGGCUAAAGGGCAGUGACAACAUUUCUGUUCAAGAUGGAAACAAGCUGUGCGGGCUGUACGGUACAAGCUCGGCCACUAGUGGCCUUGGGAGUGAUGUAGAGAGCUCAGUCAAUGACCUCUCCGCCCUGAAUCAGAUGGAAAUGUACUCUUCCAAGAGACGGCGUGUGGCGAACGGUCACGAGAUCACCGGCGGAGAAACAAGGGAUUUCCUUGGGGUCGGGGUACAGUCCAUCUGCCAUCCAUCUUCAAUCAAUGGAUGGAUAUGAUUGAAGGGAGUUUGAAAUAAUUUGUGAUGGAUUUUCAUGUUAACAAUCUGUAUCAAGUAAGCUAAUUAUCAAACGUGGAAAUAAAGUUGGAGUAAUUAAAGAAAA